Molecule: messenger RNA, 1998 nt
Organism: Actinia tenebrosa (Australian red waratah sea anemone)
Lineage: Eukaryota; Metazoa; Cnidaria; Anthozoa; Actiniaria; Actiniidae
Source: RefSeq, a predicted model, not a curated record
AAAGGCGUAACAUUUAAAAGUUAUAAAAACUUUGAUGAAAGUGACUUUCAAGAAAGUCUGUCAAUAGCUCCCUGGCAUGUGGGUGAAAUCUUCGACUAUAUAGUGACGAAGCCUAUUAUUGGAGUACGCUAUUGCAAAAUGUGGUUGAUGAGCACCUUCCCUUAAAAAAGAUGAGAGUACGUGAUAAAGAUGUGCCGUAUAUGACCACAGGCUGGAAGCAGGCGAUACGUGCUAAGCGAAGGGCCACAGUGAAAUAUUAAAAUAGUCCUACCAAAGAAAACUGGGGAAAUAAAAGGAGAUGCAGAAAUGAGGCAACUAGACAGAGACGUUUGGCGAUCAAAGAGCAUUGGAGAAAGAAAACAGAAGAUCUAAAGGAAAACCCAAUGGAUUUCUUCAAAACAUUCAAACCAUUUUUAUCAACAAAGCGUCAUAAGAGUGAUACUGAAAUUCAUCUGAGAGUCGAUGACGUUAUGGAAAAAGAUCGAAACAGGGUUUCAGAAUUGUUUGCUGAUUACUUUGCUACAAUAGCAGACGGCAUUGGGGGUGAUCAAAGUAAGCUAGACAAAAUGGAGAACUUUAAAAAUCACGCAAGUGUGUCAGUGAUUGCUAAUAACAUUUUUAAAAAACACAACAACAUGACUUUGAACCACUCAAUAGCGUCCAAGUACAACRUACACUGAAAAAGCUUAAUGUAAGAAAAGCUAUGGGGUUUGAUGGCAUUCCACCUAAAAUUAUGAAAUUGGAGCUACCCAACUUUCUACCUCUCUCUCAACCCUCUUCAAUUCAUGUAUUAACAAUCGGAUUUGGCCCAGACAAUGGAAACGAGGAGAAUGGAUUCCAACUCUUAAAAGAGGUGACGCUCAAGCGAUUACUAAUUACAGACCAAUAACAGUGUUGCCUUGCGCUGAUAAAGUUUUUGAACAACUUCUGGGGAAACAAAUAACCAAUAUAUUUGACUGGCAGCUUGCUGACUGUCAAUCUGCAUAUAGAAAACAUCGUAGUUGUGAAACCACCCUUCUUGGUCUCGUCGAAGACUGGAAAAAGGCGAAAGAUGAGGGUCUAUCUGUUGGUAUUUUAUCAGUCGACAGAUAUGUCCAAGGCAUUUGACUCAGUUCAAUCACCUUUACUGUUAAGUAAGCUGAAGUCUUAUGGUUUCAACGACAAUGUCAUCAAAAUGUUGAACAGUUACCUGAGUGACCGCUACAACAGAGUCAGGAUGGGAUCUACUGUAACUAGUGAUUGGAAGAGAGUCGUUCGUGGCUGUCCUCAAGGUUCCUCGUUGGGCCCGCUGAUAUGGAAUAUCUUUCAGAACGACCUCGUGUAUAAUAUUGAUGCUAAUAUUUCUAUGUAUGCCGAUGACCAUCAAAUAUGCCAGAAAGGUAAAGGAAUCGACUCAGUGCAUACCAUGCUAGAGAAAAGUGCCUCUAGUGCAACUGAGUGGGCUAGYGAUACUCGCAGGCUGGAGAGAAUCCAGGAAAGAGGAUUAAGGGCCGUUUAUAGGGACACAAAGUCCAGCUAUAAUCAGUUAUUGAAUAGGGCUAAUCUGCCUACACUGUUAAAUAGACGUCUUCAAGACAUUUGUAUUCUGAUGUAUAAAGUUCAACACACCAAGAUGUGUUCCGAAGCUAUUACUAACAUGUUUAAACCUCGUGAUUCUUGUUACAGAAACUCAGAUUUUCUUAUACCUAGAUUUAACACAGUCACGUUUGGUAAGCAUUCCCUUAGAUAUCUAGGUCCCAUACUGUGGAGAAAAUUAGACAAAAAAGACAGAUUAAGCAAAUCUUUAGGUGAUUUUAAAAAUGGCAUCCGUAAAAAAAACCUGACAUCUUUAAUUGACAACGGAUGUAGAGGGUGUUUUUUGUGUAACAGUUGAAAGGCUGAUUAGGAUUUUUAUUACAUUAUUAUCGAAAGAUUAGAAUAUUUAUAUAUUUUAUAUUUUAUAUUUAUGAAAUAAUUUUUUAGUACUUUAUUGAAUUAAUUUUUAGUCUUAAUUAAUAU